This is a messenger RNA of Salvelinus namaycush (lake trout), 1845 nucleotides long. RefSeq names its product zinc finger protein 429-like. The transcript has 2 exons. Gene Ontology annotation, molecular function: RNA polymerase II transcription regulatory region sequence-specific DNA binding; DNA-binding transcription factor activity, RNA polymerase II-specific. Gene Ontology annotation, cellular component: nucleus. Bases 108 to 980 code for a protein of 290 amino acids. The record is from RefSeq and is a predicted model, not a curated record. Lineage: Eukaryota; Metazoa; Chordata; Actinopteri; Salmoniformes; Salmonidae. Gene Ontology annotation, biological process: regulation of transcription by RNA polymerase II.
CGCUCAAGAAGACUGCCAUGAAAUUUGACUAGUUUGCCUAUUUGUGAAAUUUCAUCCGAGAACUUUAUACAUUUAAACGUUAUUUUCUGGUCCUGAGUGGAGUAGACAUGGCUGACCAGGAAACUGGGACCAAUGGGCUGGGUAAGAGGGCUGCAGCAGGUGCUGCGGUUUUCAAAGUGCGUGAGGCUGCAAUGGCGAUUCUUCAAAACGAAUCUACUGGUAACCUGAAAGUACAAAAACGGAUUGCCCCAUCGACUCCUUUAAUUGUACCAGAACCUUCCCUGAAGCCGUACAAGCGGCCACCCACUCUGCUAUUGCCACCUUCGUACAGCGCCAAUCCAGUUGGAGGAUUUACCUGUGAGGUGUGCGGCCAGAACUACUUCUCUUUUCCUCAGAUGGUGAGACACAAACAGUUCCAUGACGAAGAAAGGCCCUUUCCCUGUGGUGUGUGUGGGAAACGUUUCCUGAGCCGCAGCCACUACACUGAGCACCAGCGUGUUCACACUGGGGAGCGCCCCUUUCCCUGCGACCAGUGUGAGCGCUCGUUCACCACACACCACAACCUGAAGCGUCACCAAACCAUCCAUGCCAAAGAAGAGGCGUACCGCUGCCGGAAAUGUGGGGUGCUCUUCUGCCAGCGUCACGAGUACCCCAGGGGCAUACCCAGACCCGACCUCGAGCCUCGACCUGGGUUUGAGUCCACGUCCACGAUGCAACCAACACCUCCCAUUCAGGUCACACUCACACCCAAGCAGCUUAAGAAGCUUAACAAGAAGCUCAACAAGAAGCUUAAUAAGAAGAGCCAUGAUCUCUCAACUAAACAUGAUCAUUCUAAAAAGAAGAAAAAGAGGAGUAGAGUCAAACAUCCAGGCCCAGCAGAGAAAGUUAAUUAUGUGCGUCAAGAGGAACUUUGGCCUGUGUUGUUAACUAAAGGAGAAAAAUUGCAAAAAGUUGCUUAUGACAUUGAGGUUAUUAUAUGAUCCCAAAUGAUGAUAAAACAAAUGGGAUAAUUAGUCCGAUCAUGAUUUUAAAAAAUAUGUUUAUUUUGUUUCAUCUCCACCGAUGUGGACGCUGUUUCAGAAAGGAGUUAUACCAUGAAACACUUGUUUUGUUUCAUCUCCACCGAUGUGGACGCUGUUUCAGAAAGGAGUUAUACCAUGAAACACUUGUUUUGUUUCAUCUCCACCGAUGUGGACGCUGUUUCAGAAAGGAGUUAUACCUUGAAACACUUGUUUUGCCUCGCAUCAUGAUUUUGGUAUUUAUUCCUUCAUGAGUUUGAGAAAAUAACUUUCCACAAUUGAUCAUGAUUUUGAAACAUUCUGUCAAGCAUUUCAAGUGAUUAACUGUCCUCUGAAAUGUUAUGGUUUUGCUUUUGAGAUCUUGACUAUUUUUUUGUAUUAGAAUAGAAUAUAUACAUUUUUGAGUUAUGAUUCAUUCAGUUCUUUUGAUCCAUUGCCAUGUAAGGGCUAGUGUCCAUGCAUUAUUAAAUGACAUGCUAUUAAACUAGUUAACUCCUCUGAUGUGGCACAUCAAAAUGUAUUUCCAUAUCAAAUAAUGUUCAUCUGCUUUUUAGAUUAUGUUCAAAAAGGCCUGUAGGGUUUCUCUCUGGGCCUUAACCAUUGAGUUGGCCAGAAAUUGAACUUCACCAAUUUAUGUACGCAUAAAUAAUCAGAUGCAUUGCUGUUGAUUAAUUACAAAAUGUACCUGUCAUAAGAACAAGUGAAUCCCUAUAUCUGUAGUCUGUGUAAUGUGGACAGUGUUGUUAAAUUUGGGUAACAAAGUCUAUGUAUGUCGAAAUGAUACGUCUCCAGUUGAAUUCUGCAUAACUACCUCAGGCUGAUUGUA